Molecule: messenger RNA, 3138 nt
Organism: Gryllus bimaculatus (two-spotted cricket)
Lineage: Eukaryota; Metazoa; Arthropoda; Insecta; Orthoptera; Gryllidae
Source: the annotation of a GenBank genome assembly
AUGUCUACCUCUCACUCCUUCGUUCUCCUUGUGUCGUUUCGAGGCCCGACCAAACGCUUUCGUCUUGUGAGCGUGCAGAGCGCAGUGAAGAAGGACAGUGCUGAUGGAGGGGUGGGCGUGGCUUGGUGUUGCAGGUUCCGCUUCUGGCACUUCGGCGAGUGGCGGGAGGUGCUGGUGGACGACCGGCUGCCCACGCACCGCGGCCGCCUCGUCUACCUGCGCUGCGCCAACCCCACCGAGUUCUGGGUGGCGCUGCUCGAGAAGGCCUACGCCAAGCUGUACGGGAGCUACGAGGCGCUGCAUGCCGGCUGCACGACGCGCGCGCUGCAGGACCUCACCGGCGGCAUCGUGCAGAGCUUCGGCCUGGGCGGCCAGGACCGCUUCCUCACCUUCCAGGUGCUCAACAGCGCCGUGCCGCGCUCCUCGCUGCUCAUCGCCUCCAUCAACCCGCGUGACGGGCGUAGGCGCGUGCGCGGGCCCGCUGGGCGAGACGCGCUGUGUGACGCCUGCGCAUACCCGUGGGCGCGCGGCGAGUGGACGGGGCCGUGGAGCGAGCGCUCCUGGGAGUGGGACGGGCUCAGCGAGCGCGACAAGCAGCUGCUCAGCGUGCGCGUGCGCAACGACGGCGAGUUCUGGAUGUCGUUCGAGGACUUCGCGCGCCACUUCACGCACCUGGACCUGGUGCACGUGGGGCCCGACGACUGGAUGGGCGAGCCCGCCCUGCACUCCAAGCAGCCCUGGCGCGCCGUGCUGGCGCGCAGGCGGUGGCGCGCGGGCUACAACGCCGGCGGCGGGCCCUCCUACAUCGACACGACGGCGACCAACCCGCAGUUCCACGUGCAGAUCCCGCGCUCGGCGGCGGCCAAGUGCCACGUGGUGGUGUCGGUGACGCAGGCGUACGAGCCUCAGGGCGCCGGCGGCGAGGGCGGCAGCGCGGGCGGCGGCGGCGCCGGCGGCGGCGGCGGCAAGCGCGGCAAGAAGCAGCGCGAGCUGUUCGCCAUCGGCUUCGCCGUGUACGAGGUGCCGCCCAACAUGCUGCGCCUCACGCCGCAGUUCGUCGCGGAGCAGAAACCUCUGGAUGUCACAAACCAUUCUAUUGCACGGGAGGUAGUUACAUUUUUUACACUACCUCCUGGUGAUUACAUUGUGGUGCCACAAACAAAUAUACCUAACUGUGAUGGCAAGUUCCUGCUCAGAAUUCUCACAGAUGAACAAAGCAACAUCUGGGAGGUGAAUGAGGACAAUAUGGUUUUUCGCAACAUUUCCACAGAAUUCUUAGAAGACACAGUCAUUCUUCCUGACGGAAAACCAUUGGUUGCAAAACUUCUUUUAAAAUAUCCCGCAGAAGUUGAUGCAGCACAACUUCAGAAAAUUUUGAAGUCACACUGGAAAGCCUACCUUUCAGAGAAGCCUUCCCUUGAACUCUGCAAAUCGCUCAUCAUGCUCAGAGAUUACAACAUCAGUGGCAGGAUCAGUAUUCUGGACAUCCCUGUCCUCAUGCACAUGCUGCAGUUCUGGAGGAUAGCAUUCCAAAAAUUUGAUAAAGGUCAUGGGGCUAAGACUAGUAGUUACAACUUACGGCCUUUACUAUGGGAGGCUGGGAGCACUGCUAGCAACAAGGUGCUGGAGUGUCUGGUAUUAAGGUUUGCAAAAAAUUGUGUACUCACUUCAGAAUGCUUCAUAAUGGCCAUGGUGAGACUACACCUUGCACAUGGUGAAAGUAUGAAUAGCUUGGAUACGAAAAUGAAAGGAAACCCGUUGUCACUGGAAGAGAUGAUCCUGAUGACAAUCUACUCAUAAUUCCAUUAUUACAAUCUGCAUCACAAACCAAAGAUGGACAAAUAAGUCACUUAUUUUUCCAGAUGCUUUGUGUAUAGCACUUUUAGUCUCUGUAUAUAUGUAAUUCAUUAACUUAUAAUAAAUGUUUAUUUAAGAGUAUGAUUUCUACAAGCAAAAUUAUACUGAGAAAAAUUACAAAUAUAUAAUAAUCUAGCUUUCAAAAGUAUUUAUCAUUUUCACUACUUUAUAAUAUAUUACUGAUCCCUUUAAAACCAAAUUAUAUUCAACAUUUUUUAUAUUAAUAGAACCAAAAUACUCCAGAUUGACAGUUGGCACAUUACCAAUUUAAUUGCACAAUUAUUAAGCUCAAUACUUUAUAGGAGGAGCAUUGUUAGAAGUAAAUGUAAAACACGGUGUAGUAAAGGAAGUCCGCUUAGACACUGGCCUCAAACAUACAUGUAUCGCUGAACAUUACACAAUACCAAACCUAGAAAAUAAUUUAACUAAUAAGUACGUACAACUUCAUUACGAAUAUGUGUUCAUAGCCUUGAAUAGAUUACUGAGCAACAUGAGCAGUUUAAUGUUAUAAAGGAUACCUCCUUCUAGAUCAGAACGCUUAAGACAUGGACUGAUUGAUUGUAUUAAUGUAAAACAGCAGGAUGAUGACAAAUAAUGCAACAGUUAUGACCAAAGUCCAUCAUAUUUACUGCAUUUUCUAGUAGUAUGUAAUAUUCAAAUGAAAAUAUGACAAGUAUGUAUGAAUAUUAUUUUAUAAUAAAACCUGUCAGUAUAAUAGAAAAUAUGCCAAUUAUGCAUGAAGAAAGUAAAAUGCUAUCAUAAGACUAACAUUUGAGAGUAGUAUGACCAGUCUUUUGAAGCCAAACUUUUAUUAAAUACCAAAUAUUAUACAUUUCAUUCAAUAUGUCUUCAUACUCAGAUAUUUAUACUAUUUAACGUAACAUUAAAAUAUAUUAUUUUCUACCAAUCAUCAGAUUUUCUGCAAUGAUUUGCUGAUUCUCAGAAAUCUCAAAAGUAAUUAUAAUUUUACACUAAUAAUUUAAACUGGACAUGUAUGAAAUAAUAUUGAUUAAAUACAUAAAAUUUCAGCUUGAAUAUUGAGACAAAUAUUAAAGAAAUCAGCAAAUUAUGACAGAUUUUUUUGCUAGUUAUCUUUUAUAGAGCUGAAAAGCAAAUGUGAUAUGUAUUGUGUUGUUAGUUCCAUGUUAUUGUCAAAUACAAAUGAAUGUUAUUACUGUCAUAUAAUGAACUAUAUGAAUUCUGUAUAGCCAUAAAAUAAUAUAUUGUAUUUUGUGAAUAUUGUAUAUAUAAAUAAAAUUUUUGUUGAAUUUUACAUAUAAA